Oldenlandia corymbosa var. corymbosa is the source of this 1691-nucleotide messenger RNA. NCBI's taxonomy places the organism in Eukaryota, Viridiplantae, Streptophyta, Magnoliopsida, Gentianales, Rubiaceae. The record is from the annotation of a GenBank genome assembly.
AUGGCAAAGGAAUCAAAUCUGUGCUCAAGGCUCAUUGGUAAUGGAGUGAAGCUACUUGUUCCCCCGCCUUCCACUGAUGGAAUCCUCUCGGCCCUUGAUAGUGUAGAAGACCUUUUGAGCUCACUAGGAGUAGGACAGGAUCCUUCUCCGGUAAUACGCGACGCACUGUUGCCUGCUAUCAAAGGGCUGAACUCUGAUAAGCUUUUUAAACAUCUCAAUUUGGAUGUUAGAGUUUCGGUCUUAGGUUGCAUUCAUGAGCUUAUUAGGGUUUUAUCUCCCGAGCCACCUUACAAAAAUGAUUUCUUAAAGGAAAUCUUUCAGCAGACUGUAGAAGAUGUAUUUGGAAAGCUGUCGUCGCUUUCGGGUCGCUCAUAUGUGAUGGCCUUGAAAAUUCUUCGUAAUGUUGCCAAGUGUAAAUCUGGCAUGAUUUUAUUGGAGCUCGGCUGUAAUGCUUUGAUUCGUCGAAUGUUCCACAUCUUCCUUGAAACCAUACAGCAAAACUUCCCUGACAUCGUGUUCACAAACAUGGAGGAGAUCAUGACUUGCGUGAUUCGCGAAGCGGAUGAACUCUCGCUAGAUCUUUUGAAGCCUCUUUUACAUAUGGCAAAUAAGGAAAACCAGGUGAUUUCACCACUUUCGUGGAGAUUAGCUGUGAAAGUACUGAAGAAUUGCUCUGAGAAACUUGACCCCUAUCUCAAAGAAUUAUCGAAACAGCUGAGGAAAGAAGCUGAAGCUUGUACCUACGUAAACUCUUCCAUUUUACCUGACAUGCCAGAGUUGGAUAAUGUGAUAAAUCCUGAGAUAGAAAAGAAUGGCUCUUCAAAGUCAUCAAAUGGUCCUGAACAGAUUGAGAGCCUUCAAAAUGUCGACGAAGAAACUUUCCAAAUGGACGCCGUGGGAAGUCAAGAAGGACUAGCAACAAAUGAAUGUGAAUUAGUAGAUCUUGAGAGAAACAGUAACACUUCAAUCAGUUCAGCUGUCGAAAAAAAUGUUGAGCUGAAUGAAAUUGGCGAUGAUGAACCUAUUCAACCUGGAAGAUCCCAUUCUGAAGGGCAAAUGGGAGAUGAACAGAUUGCAGUUGCGAAAGAACCUGUUUGGCUAGAUGUAACUUCAAAGAAAAGGAAAUACAUCUUGUCUGAUUAUGGAAUGAUAAAGGGCAAAGGCACUAAUUCCGAAAGCAAUGACGAAAUUCUUCCGAAGGGAUUUAAAAACCCUAGACCUGACAAAGAAUAUCGUGAAGAAUUAAUUGGUGCAAGGGUAUUGGUGUGGCGGCUGAAUGACCGUCGGUUCUAUGAGGGAGUUGUUGAGAACUAUGAUCCCGUUAAGAAAGAGCAUAAGGUUGCUUAUCUUGAUGCCGAUGUACAGAAAUUGAGAUUAGAAGAGCAUCGCUGGUUAGUGCAUGAACGUUAUGAGAUAUCCAGUCGGCAGUGUUGCAAAAGACCAAGAAGGAGGAAAGAGUACCGUGAAGAGAUCGUAGGUUCACGUGUGAUGGUUUGGUGGCCCCAAGACCUUAAGUCAUAUGAAGCAGUUGUUCUGGCAUAUGAUCCUGUUCAAGAGCAGCAUAAGGUGGUAUAUUUUGAUGGAGAUGAAGAGUAUGUAAAACUAGUUGGCCAGAACUGCAUAUUCCUUGGUGACAAACAUACUCAAGAAGUUCAGGAGGCUGAGAUUCCAAAUUCUUAAUCUGCGCCGAU